Molecule: messenger RNA, 1029 nt
Organism: Hevea brasiliensis (rubber tree)
Lineage: Eukaryota; Viridiplantae; Streptophyta; Magnoliopsida; Malpighiales; Euphorbiaceae
Product: protein PLANT CADMIUM RESISTANCE 2
Exons: 4
Coding region: 215-796 (193 amino acids)
Source: RefSeq, a predicted model, not a curated record
GUUGUUUCUUUGGCAAUUUCCAUAGGCUGGUCGUGUUGACCGGUGAAUUUAAGUGUCUUGACCUCUUCCUGUAUCGUCAAGCUCCAAUUAUUCAGAGUUUCAGAGACCACAAGGACUAAGCAAAUGCGUCUCUCUCUUCUGAUUUCGAUCACAAAUCCUCCUCCAUCUCUCUUUUUGCUUUAACAAUCCCCUUUGGUUUCGAUCCAUACCAAUCAUGUACUCAACAAACCCAAAUUCCUAUGACAAAUUCUCCGGCCCCCCACCGCCGAUGUUCAGUCAGGAUUCAACAACAACUGGGAUUCCGGUGAGCUCAACAAACCAGUACUACACCAGUGACAAUUCUCUAUCAGAUACCCAUCUUCAAUCCAAGAAUAAGGACCCAUGGUCCUCUGGCCUUUGCGACUGCUUUUCCGACUGGCGAAACUGCUGCUUAACAUGUUGGUGCCCCUGUGUCACCUUCGGACGAAUUGCUGAGAUUGUAGACAAGGGAUCAUCAGCUUGUGGAGUGAAUGGAGCUCUAUACACACUAAUUGCUUGUGUGACUGGUUUUGCUUGCUGCUACUCAUGCUUCUAUAGAGCAAAAAUGAGGCAGCAACACUCCUUGAAGCAGAGCCCUUGUGGGGAUUGUUUGGUUCAUUUCUGUUGCGAGUAUUGCGCCUUGUGCCAAGAAUAUCGAGAGCUGAAAAGCCGUGGAUAUGACUUGUCUAUAGGAUGGCAUGGUAACGUGGAGAAAAAGAACCAUAGCCUGGAGAUGGCUUCGGUGCCACCAGCGGUGGAAGGAGGCAUGAGCAGAUAGAUUGGGAGAUUUGAGCCUUGUUCAUGAACUAGUAAACAUUUGUGUGGUGAAGAUCAUUGUCAAAUGUUCUCCAUUAAUAUCUAAUCUCAAUUGUAGCUGAUUAGAAAAGGGAUGUACUAUCCCUUAAUUAAUCUUUAUUAUGUAUUAAAACCAUUAUACUUUUUAAUAGACAAAAAAUAUAUAAUAUCUGUGUAAAAUAAGCUGCAAUAGUAGCUGUUUGUUAAACGAAUUAA